UCCACUUUCUCUCUCUCUUUAAUCCCCCCCCAAUUCUCUUCUCUCACUCUCUGCUUUUCUCUCUUUCUCUCUCUAAUUCCAGUCCCCUCUCUCUCUCAUUAAGACCGGAAGGAUUUCUGAGACACCAAAUGCCGCCGGCGACCGAGGAACCUAACACGACGGCGUCCUCGACGACGAUGAUGAUCGACGAGAUUUAUGAGUUCUCGGCCCCGCGCUUCUUCGAUUUCAUCAAGGACGAGACCGACGAUGACAAGAUCAACGCCGAGCUCUGGUUCGACUCCGCCACAGCCUACGCCCCUUCCCCCUUCAUGCCUAGAAUCAAGACUGGUAGAUCCUUUACAGUAGAGAGCAUGUGCGACUUUACUGAAGCGGAAAAUAUGCAGAAGAACCUUGAAUCAUCCUCAGCUGAUGAUGAUUCUACGGAAACCAAGACUGAGUCGAAGAUCACUCCUGAAUUGAAGGAAGAAACAAUUCCCACGGAGGCUAAAGAAGAAAACAGUACAAGACAAGCCAAUAUGAUUUCUGCUGAUAAAGUCGAGGAAAAAUGUACUAUAGAUGAUGGAAGUGUUUUGGCCACUGCGGUAUCUUUGAAUAAGGGAACUGAUAUGACAAAUGAGAAGGAGAAUAGUAAUUCCGUAGCUUGUACUCCAAAACCACCCAUGAAUUAUUCCAAGAAGGGAGAUCUUCUGAGUGAUUCCAAAAAGCACCAGGGAGCUAAAAAGAUAUCAAGUAUGGUUAGAAACCCAUCAGGGCUAAGGGGAAAAAGUCACUUGCACUCUUCACAAACUAAGAAUGUCAAACCGUAUACUAUGAAAAGAGAAGAAAAUGUGAAAAAUACAACUGGCACACCCAUGUUAGCUCAGGAGAAUCAGGCAAUUAAGCGGCAGAAGUUGGAUGGUGGGAGAUCUAGACAGAUUCUUAAUCCCAAACCCCAAACAUUGCCCCACAAGUCAAAAUUGGGUUAUACCAGUGGCAUGCAUUCUUCAUCAACUGCUGUUAAAACUCAAAAAGAGGACAGAAAGAUGUAUGUUCGGGAACCAGCAGCACCCUUUGUUUCAAUGGCAGAAAUGAUGAACAGGUUCCAAUCAAGUACCAGAGACUUGUCACUGCCACACAGUUCUCUUUCUCAUAUGAAGCCCAAACUCACCUUAACAAGGCCAAAGGAGCCUGAAUUUGAAACAUCCCAGCGUGUCCGCUCAGUAAGAGUAAAGAGUACUGCCGAGCUUGAAGAAGAGAUGAUGGCCAAAAUUCCAAAGUUUAAGGCUCGACCUGUAAACAAAAAGAUUCUUGAAGCGCCAUCCUUACCUGCAAAGCCAAGAAGUACACCACAGCCACCUGAGUUUCAGGAAUUCCAUUUAGAGACUAUGGCAAGGGCCAAUCAAAACGCAGAAACAUCCUCAGUAGCUUCAACUGAUGUGCCACGACAGAACAAACAAUCGAAGCCCCAUCAUCUUACUGAACCGAAAACUCCAACGUUACAUACAUUAUUGAGGGCCCGUCCACCCAGGGUGAAAACUUCACUGGAAAUUGAGCAGGAAGAACUUGAAAAGAUCCCAAAAUUCAAAGCGAAGCCUCUUAAUAAGAAGAUAUUUGAAAGUAAAGGAGAUCUUGGGAUGUUCUGUAAUGCCAAGAAACAAGUGACUAAACCUCAGGAAUUUCACUUUGCAACAAAUGAAAGAAUACCACCACCACCACCACCAUCAGCCAUUCAUGAUCUAUUUGAUAAGUUGUCUUUGAACUCAGAGCCCCACCAGAAUCCAAUUCCAAGAAACACAAUGCCAAAUCCUUUCCAUCUCCAUACAGAGGAAAGAGGAGCUGAGAAAGAAAGGAAAUUUUUUACUGAAGUUAUGCAGAAGCAACUGGAAGAAGAAAGAGCUAGGGUUCCCAAAGCUAAUCCAUAUCCUUAUACCACUGAUUACCCUGUGAUCCCACCAAAGCCAGAGCCCAAGGAAUGCACAAAACCGGAACCUUUCCAACUAGAGAGCUUAGCGAGGCAUGAGGAGGAAAUGCAAAGGGAAAUGGAAGAAAGACGGAGGAUAGAGAUGGAAGAAGCUCAGAUGAGGGUUUUCAAGGCACAACCAAUCUUGAAAGAGGACCCAAUUCCAGUUCCCGAGAGAGUUCGCAAGCCUCUAACAGAAGUUCAAGAAUUCAAUCUGAAUGUUAAUAAUCGGGCAGUGCACAGAGCAGAAUUUGAUCACAAGGUUAAGGAGAAAGAGAUAAUAUAUAAGAGAUAUAGAGAAGAGAGUGAAGCAGCAAGGAUGUUAGAGGAAGAGAAAGCAUUGAAACAACUGAGAAGGACGCUGGUACCCCAUGCAAGGCCAGUGCCUAAUUUUGAGCAUCCAUUCUGCCCCCAGAAGUGUCCAAGGGAAACAACAAAAGCAAAGUCACCAAAUCUGCGAGUUCUACAGCGGCAAGAAAGGCGAAGGAUGAUGAUCAAAUCCGCCACUUCCAGCGCUGCUGCCCAGAUGAGGUGAGAUGAGAUGAUUGCUGGAGUUGACAAAUUCUUUCAAGGCAGUUUAGUUUGUUCAAGAACCUUUGAACCCUGUACAAGGGCAUACAAGUUCAUAGUUGUACCCGUCUUCAUCACUGCCAACUGAACAAAAUUACUGUAAAGUUUCAGUUGUAAUGAACCUGAAUGUAAUUCUUUGAACAGUUCUUUCACUUAGAAAUUAGAAUGGAAUAACAGUUGUUGUGUAUUGGAA
Messenger RNA from Rosa chinensis, 2702 nucleotides. RefSeq names its product protein TPX2. Gene Ontology annotation, molecular function: protein kinase activator activity; microtubule binding. Gene Ontology annotation, cellular component: mitotic spindle; nuclear microtubule. Gene Ontology annotation, biological process: mitotic spindle assembly; regulation of mitotic spindle organization; activation of protein kinase activity. Lineage: Eukaryota; Viridiplantae; Streptophyta; Magnoliopsida; Rosales; Rosaceae. The coding region runs from base 129 to 2474 and encodes 781 amino acids. The transcript has 20 exons. The record is from RefSeq and is a predicted model, not a curated record.